This is a messenger RNA of Tachysurus fulvidraco (yellow catfish), 5493 nucleotides long. RefSeq names its product solute carrier family 6 member 1a (gene slc6a1a). The record is from RefSeq and is a predicted model, not a curated record. Bases 693 to 2522 code for a protein of 609 amino acids. The transcript has 15 exons. Gene Ontology annotation, molecular function: gamma-aminobutyric acid:sodium:chloride symporter activity. Lineage: Eukaryota; Metazoa; Chordata; Actinopteri; Siluriformes; Bagridae. Gene Ontology annotation, cellular component: cell surface; plasma membrane; axon. Gene Ontology annotation, biological process: neurotransmitter transport; sodium ion transmembrane transport.
UGUGUGUGUGUGUGUUUCCAGCUUGUUGGUAUUUCACACACGCUCUAGCGUCACUGUUUCUGCUCCUUUGGACUGAACGUGUUCAUCAGCCUCUGGAUCGUCACACACAUACUCACACACUGGCACAAACACGCUCCCACACGCAUGCUCUCACACACACGCUCUCACACACACACACGCGCUCACACACGCACUCACACACGCUCUCACACACACACGCUCUCACACACACUCGCGCUCCUUCCCCCUUCCCUAAGCAUUUUGGGUCUUCAAAUGUCUUUGCUUUAAUGGGAAUAAAACAUGUUUAUAUUCUGAGCAAUCCUGCAAGUUUCCAAGUCUGGGAGAAACCUACAGAACCUACAGAACAUACAGAACCUACAGAACCUGCAGAACCUACAGAAUAUACAGAACCUACAGAACCUGCAGAACCUACAGAACCUACAGAAUAUACAGAACCUACAGAACCUACUGAACCUCAUUUACAGAAGGAUAAUCAGAGACUGGCUGUAAACUGUAACUAAAGAGCUGCUGUGUGACGCGUCGCAUCAACGUCACAAUCUUCAAAGAUCUGAAAAGUAAAUUAUUUUUUAAAAAACCCUGAAAAGUGAGCGAAGCUGCUGUCUACGUGGACCGGAGCUGAAGUCUCGAGCCUCGCGGCCAAGAGGAGCUUGAGCUCAGCCAAAUCCAGAGAAAUGGCGACAAAUGGCUCUAAAACCGCUACGUUGGACGGACUGGUGGCGAUGGAGCUGAACGAGGUCACGACCCAUGACAGGGUCAAACCAGAGGAGGUACAGGAGAAACACAACGACAAGAAGAAGAAGAAGAAGAAGGAUAUUCCUGAAAGGGAAAUGUGGGCGGGAAAGUUCGACUUCCUGCUGUCUUGUGUAGGAUACGCCAUCGGGCUGGGAAACGUGUGGAGAUUCCCGUACCUGUGUGGGAAAAAUGGUGGAGGAGCUUUCCUGAUUCCUUAUUUUCUGACCCUCAUAUUUGCCGGAAUGCCCUUGUUUCUCCUGGAGUGUUCUCUGGGUCAGUACACGUCCAUCGGUGGACUCGGAGUGUGGAAGCUGGCACCGAUGUUCAAAGGAGUUGGUCUGGCUGCAGCCGUGCUCUCCUUCUGGCUGAACAUUUACUACAUCGUGAUCAUUGCUUGGGCUUUGUACUACCUGUACAACUCCUUCACCACCGAGCUUCCAUGGAAAUCCUGUAACAAUCCAUGGAACACAGAGAGAUGCUUCACAAACUACAGCAUUGUAGACUCCACCAACCUGACCAGCGCCGUCAUGGAGUUCUGGGAACGCAACGUACACAACAUCACCGAGGGUCUGGAGAAACCGGGACAGAUCCGCAUGCCGCUAGCGAUAACACUGGCCAUCGCUUGGGUCCUCGUCUACUUCUGUAUCUGGAAAGGUGUUCGCUGGACUGGAAAGGUUGUGUAUUUCUCGGCCACGUAUCCCUACUUCAUGUUAUUUAUUCUGUUCAUCCGCGGAGUCACGCUUCCUGGAGCCAAAGAGGGAAUUCUGUUCUACAUCACGCCUGAUUUUGAGAAGCUUAAAGAGUCUGAGGUCUGGCUGGAUGCUGCAACACAGAUCUUUUUCUCGUACGGUUUGGGGCUCGGAUCUCUGAUCGCGCUCGGCAGCUACAACACUUUCAACAACAACGUUUACAGAGACUCUAUCAUCGUGUGCCUUAUAAACUCAACCACAAGUAUGUUUGCUGGAUUUGUCAUUUUCUCUAUCGUGGGUUUUAUGGCUCAUGUGACUAAGAGGUCGAUAGCUGAUGUAGCUGCUUCAGGUCCAGGCUUGGCGUUUUUAGCGUAUCCCGAGGCUGUGACACAGUUACCCGUCUCCCCGCUGUGGGCCAUCCUCUUCUUCUCCAUGCUGCUCAUGCUGGGAAUCGACAGCCAGUUCUGUACAGUAGAAGGCUUCAUCACCGCUCUGGUGGACGAGUUCCCGGGGCUCCUGAGGAAAAGACGGGAGAUUUUCAUCGCAUGUGUGUGUGUCGUGUCCUAUAUAAUUGGGCUCUCCAACAUCACGCAGGGCGGCCUUUACGUCUUCAAACUCUUUGAUUAUUACUCUGCCAGUGGCAUGUGUCUGCUCUUCCUGGUUUUCUUCGAGUGCAUCUCCAUCUCCUGGUGUUAUGGUGUGAAUAAAUUCUACAGUAACAUCGAGGAGAUGAUCGGAUACAAACCCUGUAUAUGGUGGAAGCUCUGCUGGGUGUUUUUCACUCCUCUGGUUGUUGCAGGGGUGUUUCUCUUCAGCGCCUUUCAAAUGGUUCCUCUCAAAAUGAAUAACUAUGUGUUCCCAGCGUGGGGUCAGGGGGUCGGCUGGCUCAUGGCGCUCUCCUCCAUGAUCCUCAUUCCAGGAUACAUGGCUUACAAGUUCCUCUCCACCAGGGGAAGAUCUAAAGAGGAAGUGAAGAAUCAGGAGAACAGACCUGAGCAGCAGCUACAGGGUGAAAACACCAUCACUGUGUACCCCAGCAACGCCCACGGCCCCAACGCAGGGCAAUCACCAAGCGCAUAAAUGCCACCAACCCCCAGCAAUCACUGAGCAACAGCACACAGGACUUCCAUCUUUUUACCGUAAUAGAGUCAUCUACCUCCAGGGGCCAAUCACCAUCCACUACAAUAAUAAUAAUAAUAAUAAUAAUAAUAAUAAUAAUAAUAAUAAUAAUAAUGUGGAACAGUUGUCUAGAAGCACAAAGGUUGAGUGUGUUAGUGUCAAAAAAAGAUUUUUAUUUAAAAAGCGUUCUGUACACAAGUAAUAAUGCUGUGAGUUGUCAAGGAUCAGAGGUCAAGUGAAGGUGGACGUGUCGAUAAACGUGUCGAUAAACGUGUCGAUAAACGCGUCGAUAAACGCGUCGAUAAACGUGUCGAUAAACGCGUCGAUAAACGCGUCGAUAAACGUGUCGAUAAACGUGUCGAUAAACGUGUCGAUAAACAUGUCGAUAAACGUGUCGAUAAACGUGCCGAUAAACGUGUCGAUAAACCGUUAAACGUGCAGAAUACUGUGAUCAUUAAGAGGCUCAAAUCCACCUUUAUUGUGUUUCAUCCAUUCUACAGCUUUUUUGUGCAACUUUAUUUAUUAAGUAUUUUAUUAUAUUAUUUUUACACCUUUUUAGAGUUUUAUUGUAGAAUUGAAUAUCGAACUUAAAUUUUUUGUAAAUUUGUUUUUGUACAAUUUUCAGCAUUUCUCUACAUUUUGAAAUCUUUUUUUUUUUUAACUUUUUUAUACUUGCGUAAUUCCAUAAUUUUUUUGUCUUUUUAGUGUUUUGUUUUUUUUUAAUUUAUAAUUUUUACAAUUUUUUAUUUCUGUGUUUUUAUCAUCUGGAUAUUAAACUGAUCCUGUAUUGAAGAAGUCUAAUCUGGGAUCAGUAAUUAUUCUGCACACGUUUUUCUUAAGAAAUGCGAACACGUCGCUCCAGAGAUCAAAGUCACACAAUCACAAAAGAAGAAAAAUAAUCGACAUCGUUUAUGUAAUCAACGUUAAAUGGACAUCAGGUGUAGACACGAUGACGUGAGGCGUGACGACUGUAAUGACGAGCGUUAUUAUCUGAUAUAAAGCACAAAGCCCUUGGAACUCGUUUAUUUAUCAUCCGAUAUUUUUGUUAGAGAGACUGUUACUAUUUUAUUUUUCUGGAAAAUAGAAGAAAAGAUGCUCAAAAAUCUACUCGUCUGUGAUCGGAUCGGUUUUUAGAGACUUUUUAGGAUGUUUUGUAUUUUAAUGUUGUGAUCGAGGACCAAAAGCAAAAAGCAAAAACAAAUCUAUCCCAUUCAGUGUGUGGAUAAAAAAGAACAGGGUAAAGAAUAUUAAAUAUAAAAAAGAACAGGGUUUAUAGUGUCAGCAUCCGUCUGUCCAUCAGUCGCCGUCUCCUCUGUCCGCUUUAUGUGUUUCUGAGACGAAGAGAACAUCAGACAAUUUACUGACGAAGGAGUUUAAAGUCAGACUGAAUUCAUGAUGCCUGAAAAAAAAAAUCAACAAAUUUUUUAAAUGAGUAAUUUUUAAAAUUCAAUAUUUUUUUUUAUUUGCUAGUCUGAAAAAAAAAAUAGGGAGUCGUAAAGAAAAAAGACAAACCUGUAUUUAAUCGGAGCUCAGUUCUGGCUAAUCAUAACACAUCUGUGACAUCACAAUGUCAGACAGCCAAUCAGAGCUUAUUUCUGUAGAAGAUCAACACUUUAAAAUAAUAUUUGGAAACAAAUUUUAUCAAAGUUUAUUGGUUCGUCUCUCUGUACGGACACCGAUUAUGCAUUAAUAUAAAAAUACAUUUUAUAAGUUUGAACUUAUUUGUUAAAUGAUCAAAACCAAUGAUUUUUAAUGAUGUCAUCACUGGUUAUAGUCUGUGUUAGCUAGUUAGGAGGUAAACAGUGUUGUCCUCAUGGAUAAAUAUUUUAUUAGGUUUUCAGCAUAAAUAUUAUUUACAGUAAUAAUAAAAUUAUAAUUAAUUUUUUUCCUCUUCAUUUUAAAAAAGCACAAUUUUCAGUAGACGGAAACAUCAUCGCCGGACUUAAGAUGUGUUCUGAUUGGCUGGGAUUUGUUUCUGAUUAAAUCUGAAAUUUUACAUUCCUGAAUUUCUAAUUCUAGAAAUUUAUUUAUUUUUGAGUAAAAUUAAAGAAAUUAUGUGCUAAUUAUUUAAAAACGUUUAAUAAUUAAUUAAUAAAUAAUUAGUUGGUUAAAUGACUUAUUGAUGCCUAUAUUUUCAGUAAAUUUGUAAUAAAUAUCGGUGAAUCUGAUGGAUGAUGAUGAUGAUGAUGAUGAUGAAAAAAUUUUAGUUCAGUUAUGUGCCAAACUGUUAGACCAUAUCUGUGAAGCGAAAAAACAAAAAACCCACAUAUUAGCGUCUCUGUGAAAGUUUACAGUGAAAAAAGGUCUUUUCUGGAAAAGCACAAGUGGGAAUUUGAGCUUUCUGAGGUUCAGGUGAGAAAAUUCAGUUUUGUCUGAAGGUUCAUUAGAAUUCGUCAUGUUCUGCUCUGUGUCAGUGGGCGGAGUUAGAUAGUAUUGGGCUGAAGUGGGUGUCGUUCGGAUGGCGAUGACGAUGAUGACGAUGAUGAUGAUGACGAUGUGUUUUACGGCAGCUACGUUUGAAAGUUUCCGUCCGAAGCUGUUUCCUCUUCACACCUAUGAACAGCUCCAUGUGAGAUUUGUAUUACAGCUUUAUUGUAAACGGUGUCGUCGUGUUAAACAUGUACCUGUGAACGUCUGUAACUUCUCUGGAACUUUCUGUCGAAAUAAAACUGCUGUUUUUUUCCCUGCAAUAAUAUUUUGAUCUCUGAAAGCGAAACACAUCUGAUGAGAAGUGACGAUAAUUAUGAUAAGAUUUAAAUAUGACAGAUAGAAUUUAUGUCUAGUAAUAAAAUAAUAUUGUUUUGUAGAUUUUUAAUUGUUUCCCUGCCUACAGUAUGUUAUACACACAGGAUAUGUAUUAAAUUGUGUCAUAUGAUAAAGCACGAGUGUCAUGUUAUAAAGAAAAUGUACAAAUAAAAAGUAUUAAAAAUGA